AUGGUCUCCGACUCAGACAUCAACUACUUGCGCCGUUGCGUAGACCUAGCUCGUGAAGCUCUCGAAGCGGGUGAUUCCCCAUUCGGGUCCGUGCUAGUGGAUGCCACCGGCAAGAUUAUCUACGAGGAUCGCAACCGGACCGUAACGGAAGCAGAUGUCACCUGGCACCCGGAGUUCACCAUCGUCAAGUGGGCCCAGAAGAACCUGAGUCCGACGGAGCGCGCUGCUGCCACAGUCUACACUUCUGGCGAGCACUGCCCGAUGUGCGCGGCUGCUCAUGCAAACGCGGGCUUGGGACGAAUCGUUUAUGCUAGCUCUACUGCUCAAUUUGUGCAAUGGAGGAUGGAGAUGGGCAUACAGCCUGGCCCGGUUGCCCCAUUGCCAAUUAAUCAGGUGGCACCUGAUCUGCCCGUUGAUGGUCCUGCUCCGGGUCUGGAUGAGGAGGUUCGGGGGUUGCAUCAGGAAAAGCAGGCUAGAAAUGUAUCAUGA
Molecule: messenger RNA, 489 nt
Organism: Aspergillus pseudotamarii
Lineage: Eukaryota; Fungi; Ascomycota; Eurotiomycetes; Eurotiales; Aspergillaceae
Product: nucleoside deaminase
Exons: 1
Coding region: 1-489 (162 amino acids)
Biological process (GO): tRNA wobble adenosine to inosine editing
Molecular function (GO): tRNA-specific adenosine-34 deaminase activity
Source: RefSeq, a predicted model, not a curated record